Molecule: messenger RNA, 1074 nt
Organism: Drosophila hydei
Lineage: Eukaryota; Metazoa; Arthropoda; Insecta; Diptera; Drosophilidae
Exons: 2
Coding region: 526-636 (36 amino acids)
Source: RefSeq, a predicted model, not a curated record
GCCAGGCACGCAAGUCGCUUCAGCCCACGCUUCAGGAGCAGCAACAGCAGCAGCAGUACUAACAGCAGCAGCGCUAACAGCCAGAGUCAUCUGACAAGUCGUGUCGUGUGACAAGCUUCAGCAGCAGCUUAACUGUUACUUUUGAUACGUGUUUCGGAAGAGUCGCUUCAACUAAGAAGAGAUUGCUUAAAGUCGUGCGUCGCUAUUUUUAAACGCUUCCGUGUCUUUUUAUGUUGCAGAUUUAAAUCUAAUUUUCUUACGCAUUUUCUUUUGUGUGCACUUUUCGCGUUCUUUUUGUCAACUGCCUUUAACGCGCGCUAACGACCAUAAGAUUGAGAAGAAGAGCUUAAACCAUACAAUAAACUGAUACAGGACAUCGUGUAUUUGCCAAGGACUUGCGCAAAUAAAGCGUAAAUAUAUUUAAAUCAAUUAAAAGGAAAAUAGACGCGGCUCGUCGUAACACCUAAGCCCAGCACAGCUCUACAGGCUCCUGUCGAGGAAGACGAUUGCUACUUAGACGUCCAAAUGAGUAACAGCGCUAUGGUGGCAGUGGCCAUUUGCUGCAUCUUGGUGCUCCUGGCGGUGUUCAUCGUCAUUAUCAUAGUUGUUGGGCAGCAGUUCGAGGAGCCCAAGUGAGACAUGCUCCAGCUGGGACCUGGCAACUUCCCAGAUGGAUAACAAAGAUCGACAAAUUGUUAAUUGCCAUGGCACACACCGAUGCCAACCACAACAACAACAACAACACAACAGGAUGAAGAGAAGAAGUUGAAGCAUUAUACCGCCGUCGUCCAUCGAUGUCCACAUUAUCCAUACGAGUCACAUCUAGAAUCCAAUGUCACCCAACCAGAGGCGAAUGGGCUAGAAACAGAGAGCAUCGUCAGAGAUAGAAGCAGAGCGAUAAAGCGAUAUUAAUCGAAGGAGAAGACAUCCCAACGUCAGUACCCAUUGGCUGUGAUGUGAAGUUUUUAGAAAAAUAAAAAACAACAAAAUUUGGAUCAUUCCUCAUGCCGCAACACAUCUAUAAGUAGAAGUUUACCUUGUGUGUUUGUUAAAUGUUGUUAUGAUCAAACCAAU